This is a messenger RNA of Pangasianodon hypophthalmus (striped catfish), 12845 nucleotides long. It is a transcript of the gene elf1, whose product is annotated as E74-like ETS transcription factor 1. Gene Ontology annotation, cellular component: nucleus. The transcript is spliced from 9 exons. NCBI's taxonomy places the organism in Eukaryota, Metazoa, Chordata, Actinopteri, Siluriformes, Pangasiidae. The record is from RefSeq and is a predicted model, not a curated record. Gene Ontology annotation, molecular function: sequence-specific DNA binding; DNA-binding transcription factor activity, RNA polymerase II-specific. Bases 8931 to 10655 code for a protein of 574 amino acids. Gene Ontology annotation, biological process: cell differentiation; regulation of transcription by RNA polymerase II.
AGUCCAAAUGAGAUUUCUUUAAACCCAGCAUGGAAAAAAUUAAAUACUUGAAAAAUUACAUCACUACAGAAUAUGUUAACAGUUCCCUUGUAAUGUCUAUUUUACCAUCUUGAGGUGAGAGUAAUCAGGCAGUGUGCCUGUGUCAUUUUGUAGACUCCCUUUUGUGUGUGCUACUUGUGUCUGGAGGCGAUUUGCAUCAUAUUUCCAUAAUGUUCCCCCUCAAUUUCAUUGAGCAACGCACACUCUCAGUGUUGCAACUGUCUGAACACUGAACACUAAAUGCUUCUAACAAGCUCAGGCUGGUAUACCUCUAUAGUCAGGUACCCAGAGUACAAGAGGAAGGUACCCACUGCCCAGUCACAAAGUAUUUUAUCAUAUAUUUUUUGCAACAGCUUGUGGAAAAUGUGAAUGUCAUAAUGGAAUGAUUCAGUGUGCAUCAUCAGCAGGUAUCCAUUUCCCUGGUCUUGUAUCCCGUAAUAACUUGUUUGUAUAAAAAUUAAAAGGUGCAAAAAAAGAUAAUGUUAGAAGCUACAUAGCAUCUUCACGUGCCUUGUUGCAGUUGACUAUUUGUUAAGAACUUACCCUACUCUUAGCUACAUUUUGCCUGUCUUUUGCCCUGAGCUUUACAGGAUGGUCUGGUAGUUUACGGCACUCCAGCAGGCCAAUAAAUGUCCUGAUCGUUGCCCUAGCAGCCCCGGCCAGGGCAGAGGGAGUUUAUUGUUGGAAUAACUGGUCACAGCUUUUGAUAACAAUUCAUGGUGAUGCAACAUAGAGAUGGUGGAAUGGGUGUGGUCAGGGAUAAGCCUGGCACCAUUAGAAGGGCAUAGGUUGACAUGGAAUGCGUGCGGGUUUUCCAGGACUCAGGAUAAGGCCUGUUAAAGUGUUGUAAGGCUCUUGUGCUUUUUGAUUAUGCUUUCCUGAAGGGGAAACACACUGCUACCAUGUAGUGUUGUAAAACGAACCAGCUUUUUCUUUUUUUUAAAUUUUUCAAUCGCAGAAUUACUCAUCGUUGUCACUGUGCUUGAUAAGAUAUGAGGGACACAUCAUGUGUCAGAAGAUAGUUGACGUGUUAGACCACUUCCCAUGUAACCACACUGCUUGCUAUACUGCUUAAGUAGUAUAUAAGUCAAGAAAAUAUCACAUAGCCUGGUAUCUUCCUUCUAAUUUUCAUGUUACUUAAUGAUAAAUGCAAUCAUUUGCAAACUCAUUGAUAUGAGAAACACUGUCCUCACAGACAGAACAGAAGCACUUUUCUCCUUUUUUGUGUAUGUAGGUGUUUUUAAACCACAGUUUAAAAUGUAUUGCAGUCUAAUGGAGUGUUCCUGGUAAUGCAAUAUUCACUGCACCAGAUCCUAUGAUCCAAAGAUGACAUACUCUCAUUUGUAGUGCACAAUAUAAUAUUUACUGCAGCUACCAAUUUAAUUGAGUUUCACAGUCUAUGGUACUAACAGCAGGAGCCUUGGCUCUAAUCCAGAGGCUGUGCUUGAAAGCUUUCCAUGAAGAGCUUCAUCUGCACAGGUGAAUGUGCCUGGGGUGAGUUUAAAAUGCACAUUUUACAAGUGCAUCAUUCCUAGGUAAAAUUCAAGGAAGAAACCUGAUACUUAAUUCGGACAUUGUGAAACAUAUCAAAAGUCAAACUCAUCGUCAGCAUAUUCCUCUUCCAGUAAUAUCAGACAAGAGUCUGCUUCAGUUUAUCAUGUGAUGAAACUCUCAAGGUCUACAUAGAUUUUGUGAGCACAUCCUGUAUUAAUAAUAGCACUUACUUAACACUUACACUUAGCAUUUACUGCAGUUUUUACAGGCUGUAAAGACCCACAAGUCUCAGGCUCGAAAAAUAGAGACGCUUAUGACAAGGUUUCUGAUGUCUUGAAGAGGUAAAUAUUAUUUUCCCUAUAAGUAGGAGAACUGAUGUUAGCAUACUUCAUUGCUUUAUGAUUGAAAAGUUAGACUGAAGUGAUUAGUAUCCUUUACAUACCAAAUGCAAGGAGGCCAAAUACUAAACUAAAGGGUCACCUACUUUGCAAUUAAGUCCAGAAAAGUAAGAAAAUAUUGUUGGUAGUCAUUAUAGUAACCAUGUUGCUGGUAGUCAUACUGAAGAAAUCUCCUUUUAUUUGUCCAUGAAAUAAUUCAAUUUGCCUAUCCAAGUUUUUUUUUUUUUCUUUUCUUUGUUUUUGUCUUUUUAAACAGUGUAGCCAUUAGAAAUGUCCACAUCUUGAAGUAUAAUCUUGUGUGUAAUUAUGUAUAUUGUCUAAUGAUUGGGCUUCCAUUUCAUAGUGAUAGAUGCAAGUUAUCUGUUUCUGCAACACACACAACAUACAUUUUAUUGAUGUUCAGUAUGGAUAUGGAAAUUGCAUAAUUGAGGCCUGGCCAUUUAUUUCCUGGCAGUGUAUAAAGGCAGCUGUUAAACCUUUAGCCACUAAUACAGUAGAAUUAAUGUAGUGCCAUUUUUGCCUACAAACAGGGUGCAAACAUUCUUUCAGUUCAAUGAAGUUGUUUAGUAAAUGUAGAAAAAAGUGGAUGGUGGAAGGUACUGUUUUAAAAACACCCUAUUAAAUUGCCAGGGAAGUUGAAUACCAUUGUCUUUUGUCCUGCAUUAGUGUCCUCCAUACACAACUUUGUUGCAUUUCUUUAAAAUGCUUAUGCUGUAAAGCUUAAAGCUACAAGAUGUUGGAAUUUUACCCUCUCUGGAAGAAACGUGCUAUUGCACAUGUAUCUACUCACAGAACGUUGGUUAUGCCAUGUGAAUUAAUCUCACAGCUGCAAGUGCAUCCAUUCAGGGCUCUGUCCCAAACCAUAUCCUGCACACAACAAGGCAUGCCUAAAGAGUAGUGACACCAAUGGUGUACUGACAAACUAUUUAGUACGUUAGUGCGUAAGUAUUCAUGACUUACAAUUUGUAUGCUGCCAUUUCCUCAAUAUUGUGGAUGCAUUAUGAAAUAUUAUUGUGUACAUCACUGUGACUCCCAGUCACUGAGUACCAAAGCUCUUUGUAGGCCUGUGUCUAUCUACAUCAGAAGUGGCUGCCCAUAUCUCUGACAUUAUUGACAUGAACUAGCCAACUAAGUAUAGCAAGCUAGCUAAAAAAAACAGCAUAGGUGAUAAAACUUUCACAUCUCAUCACUCCAAUGUAGCAGUCGCCCCAGAUGACUCACUGCCACCUGACAUAACCAAGUCAAAAAUACAGAAUUACAGAGAAAAUCACUAACACCUCCCAUUAGCCACUAGCUUUCACUAGGUUUUCUUUUAUAGUAUAAAUCAGACUUGUUCUGUUUGCUUUUUUUAUACUCUCGUACUCUGCCUCCCCUGAGAAAUUUUUAUGACUAGCCUUUAUCACAUCAGCUCAAAUGAUUGUUUAUGAUAUAUCCAAUGCUGCGUCUUAAAAUCCAGAAUCCAGCUUUUUUUGUUAUUCAUAUGAGACAUUAAUAGUUUUUAGACAUAUAAUUACAAAUGACUUAGAAUGUGCUUUUACUGCAUGUGUCUUUUACUGCACAGUUGACACACUUUUUCUUUCAAUACAUAUAUUGAGAGUCUAUUGCUUAUUCAGUAAUAUUCAUUAAUCUAGUGCUUAAUGUUUUUGGUUUAAAAUGAUCUGAGGAGACAAUUUUUAAAAAAUCAGAAAGAAUGAGCAGUCUACUUGUUAAAAAAAAAAAAAAAAAAAAAAAAGACAAAUUAUGUUUGACUUUAUGGCAUAUGAGACUUUUGGUUAAACCAGUGGUUUAUGACCUUGUGUUAGAUUGUUGGUCUUUGUGAGCAAAUGAUAUGUUGUACUGAGCCCAACAUCCCUUCUCAAAUAUUGACCUGUACCAAGCCCCCACCACCAGAGAACAAGAAAAUUGAGAUAUGCAAUUUACCUCUCCCUUAAAUGGCCUUUGAAAAUAAUGUGUCAAAAAACUGUACCUUUUUUUUACAUUUUCAUAUCAUGUAAUUCUUGUAACAGUAGCAGCAAAGCUUGAUGUUUUUAUUAGCUUCAGCAUCUUGACAGGAGAAAUGGGGGCUGUGACUUUGGUGUGUUGUGCUUUAUGGUUCCAGUGUUUGUCAGUGAUUACCUUGUAGAGCUGUCUCUUUCUGUGCAGCUUUAUUAAAAGCACAGGUGAUGCCUAUAUCUAAUUUCUCAUGAGCUCAUUUUUCAUGAUGUGUCACUUGAUUUAUGGUGGUAGUUAUGUAGUGUAAUAAUGGAGAUUCAGCUUUUGUAUGUUGCCUAUUGUCUAUUAAAGGUAUAAACGUUUUAUAGUAGGGUUAUACAUAUCAGAAACUAUGUGAAAACAGUGAGAAUUUGUCAUUAAAUAGAGUACAACCUUCAAUGAGAAACACUAUCCAGGGCGGUCAUGUGCAUUAUAGUGUACAAUGCCAAUAGGUACGUUUAUAUCAUGACUGCUUUUGUUGACUGCAUGGUUACAUCAGGGUUGUGGGUUUGUGAAAUGACUUCUUUUUGAUACUGCUGUGGUUGUUGUAAGCCCAACAAGAAAGGUCUUGUAAUAUAAAUAUGAAUAGUCUAAUUUGGUAUGAUCAUUACACUUUAGUUUAGUAAAAAAUGUAAUCAACACUGAUUUUUGAAACUGAAAUGAAAUCAUAGAUCACUCAGUCCAUGGAUACAAUACUGAGGAACUCAAAGCAAGUUUUUCUUUACAUUCGGGAAGUCAGUGCAAUGCAUUCCUGCCAUAUUGGUCCAAUUAUUUCUGCCCCAUUGCAGUUUAUAAAGUUUUCUGUUUAGAAUAGUACCAGGUUUGAUUAAAGCAGCAAAUUAAUUAGCUUGGGGUUAUUAUGGAAUUUAUUAUGCAGUGACGGAUUAGAUAAGAGACUUGUUAACCUGCUAUAAGGCAGUAUUAACAGGAACGGGUUAUCCAGAAAUUAAAUAAAUUUUUUUCUUGACCCAAAUGUACUGUAGUUGAUCAGCCAGCACUUAUUUGGUGUCUUAAGUACUUUUAGUUUAGGAUUUUUAGAUUAGAAUUUUUUUCAUUUCUGGACUUGCACCUGCCUGCUUCUCUUCCUCACGUCAUAGCUCCUCCCUGUAAGGCAGGGAGAAAAAUGUACAAGGAAAGGAAAUGAGGACAGGAUGAAUCGAAGACAAACAUAUUUACCAAAUGAGGCAUCCUUGCUCAUGGAAGCAUAGCUUUAAAGUGACUUAAGUGAAUUAAUUUAUUGAUGAAAUUAUUGAUUCUAUUAUUAUUGUUGUAUCAUUGGAUAAAAUUAGUUUUUCGGAAGAGAUGUAUUUUUUAUGGCAUUUAUACCAUGUACUUAUAACGAAUGCUACAAUAAAAACAACUUUUGUAUGAAGGAUCUGAGUAUCCUUGAUCUAGAAGCCUCCUAUCUCCUCACACCUUGAUUCCUCCAAAUGCAUUUUUUGAUUCGGUAUGUCCUAACUGAUGGCUGAUUUUUCAGGUCACACACUGAAGGAGGUAGGAAUCAAGGUAUCACUUGCAGUAUUGGGAUUGACUCCUUGUUUGGCAAGAAUUUGUUGAUGAAGUUUUAUAAAAUAAUAGUAAGUCCAUAUAUAUCAAAUUGCUUUCAACACACAAUUCCACCAACUUUGGCCAGCAAAUGUGUGACAUCUAAUCGCUAAUGCAAAUACAACCAGUGUAAGUUUGCCAGACGCUUGUGUAGACUGAUACCAAAUUAUUUGCUGAAAGUGGUUCUAACUUCAAGAUGGCUGUGCCCACUGCUUUUAUAGACAGAAUAAUGUCACACAGUGUCAAAAACCACAUAUGCAAGUGUGACUUGAGCAUGCUAAACUGGCUGUCUGAAGCUUUCCCUGCAUGUUAGCUACAUUACCCUCAGCUUCAGUGCAAAACUUAGUAAGCACAGUUCAGACACUAAACAUAUAUUUGACUGACAAUACUAUAUUUGCAGACAAGUAAAUAAAUGAAUUCGAAAAUUAAAACUAUUCAAGUUAUCAACACUUAUCGUCAGUAGAUUUAGCUCGCUAGACACCUGUAAAAUCUUUUUCCUUGCAGCACUCAAGUUUUUAUAUUGCACUAUAGCGAAGUAGCUACAGCCACCUCAAAACAUGGAACAAAAUCAGGAUGGUCGGGCAAAGUACAAGAAAAUAUCUAACGCUUGGGGACACAGUAACGUUCAGCGUAGUCCACCCAAACGUGAAUUAUCCAGGUACAACAGCAUGGCCUACAUGAGUGAGCACCUGUUUAGCUUUCACAGUGUGUGUACCUGAGAAAGCUCAGCAAGGAGAGUUGAUUUGUUAGCCACUGGAAAACAAAGUUUAGCCAUACUGUAAGAGGCAAAACAGCUAAUAUGAUUACAGCAGUCCUCAUAAAUUAAAAUACGAGUUGCUUGUUUUAAGCUCUUAGACCUUUAAUUUAAGGUGACAAUAACAGUCUUAAUGCCAAUCUCAGUGGUGCAAUCUGAAUAAGUUUCCUGUAGUCUCUGUUGCUAGCUAGCGUCGCUCAGAGGCUAAAACCUAAUGCAAUAAAUGAGCAUGUGCUCGCUCAGUCUGAGGAGCAGUAGGAAACCUGAUGUUGUUUAACCAGAUCACUGAGUUUAGCAUGUGCACUGGUAUGACCCAUGUUCUGUCAUUCAUCAUUUAUUUAUUAAUGCCAUAAAACCACCACUAACAUGACUAGUAGUCACUAGGUAGAGGUUGAGGAAACAAAUAUAUUUUUAAAAUAAGUCAGUGUAAAUUGUGAAUUAAAACUUUAAAUUUAAUUUAAUAAUCAUCUGUAAUGUCAUUUUUCUUUUGUUAUCUGUAUAUUUGGUCAUUUAAGCAAACCUUUUUCUCUGUCUAGUUUAUUGUUUGGCAUGGGCAACCUGGCUCUGACUUGCUCUGAGGCUGGUAGAAAGACUUUAUUCCUCAAAGAUUGAUGAGAGCAGAAACUUGAAAGAAAAUAUACAGUCUGCUGUAACAAGUCUGCUGUAAUCAUUCAUUGAUUAAGUAUGUUUUAGGUUUUAAGCUUUCACAUGAUUUGUGUUCUACUGCAGAUUUUCUUUUAUUAGGCCAUCAAAAUGGAUUAACUCAAGGAUUAACUUUUUCUUAUUCUUUUUUUUUUUCUCGAAUCUUUGAAAGGUUAUUGAACAAAAUAUUAGGAAACAAAAAAAUUUCAGUUUGCAGCUCUACAUGGCUGAUAAAAUACAUUUGGGGUAAAAUAUAAGUGUAAAAAAAAAAGGGAAACUGGAAAUUAAUUAUUAAGUGAUCAUCUUAUGAGAACAUCCUUACAUUAACCUGGGAUUAGAUUUUUAAUGUCACAGUGAUGCAUGAAUGACAAUAAAUAUGUAAAAUUUGCAACCUAAAAACAUUAUAUGAACAUGAGAAUAUGAAAAUGAUAUGAGUCGUUCUGCUUUAACAGUGCAGCUUGUUGGGCUGAUGUGUGUGCAGACAUCAAGCAGCUUGUGUCUAGACCUGUUCGGAAUGCAUUCAACUUCCCUGCAACUUCAGCCUAUAGAUGUGAUUCCUCAAAACAGUUUUGAGUAUUCCAUAGAGGGUUAGAUCUUAUGUUUUUUUUUUUUUUUUUUACCUCAUUUUUUCCUCAGGUUCUGAUGGCAGAGCAUUUUGGUAUAAGUGAGAAUCAACCGUCCAGAAUACAUUGUUAUUUGCUGUAGAAAACCAGCUGUGUUGUUUAACCUCAGUCUGUUUUAUGUAGCAGCAAUGCCAUAGUGUACUUUUGUUUUCCUUGUAGCUAGAAUAUGUGGGUGUGCGGCAGGCAUGUUUUGCUGGUAUAUUCACAGUGCCUCCUCUCCCCUCCUUCAGUAGACAUAUGCUGUAACAUGUUGGUAUUGGUAUGACAGUAAACACAUGGGCGAGUCAAGAUGGCGGGGGUGGCGCUCUUUUACAAUAAGCACAUUUGCUGCCUGCAGACACAGAACAUGGCUAUUAAAACCUGAGGAGAGGAGUCUGUACAUGGCUUUGCAAUGUACGAGUUUAUUCUAGGUAUUUCUGUGAAAAUAGUUUACUGUUUAUACAUUUAACCUAUCAACAAGAGUGGUUUAGUGAAUAUGAAACAAGGGUAAUUGAUUAGAAAUUAAAUAGUAAUUGUCUGCAGUUUUAUUCAAUACUGUACAAUACCAUACAAUACCAUGGUAUGGAAUCUAUUAGAUGAACUUUUUCAGGGAAUGUCAGAAAAUUAACAUCUAUGGCUUAAAGUAUGUGAAAAGUUCAUAAUUUGCAUAGCUUUUGGCCAAUAGUUUGUAUCUCCAGUUCUGGUCAUGCAAUGAAUAGUUUUUUUUCACUGAAGCCAAAACAUAUUCUUCACACUAUGAUAGCUGAGUUAUUUCUGAGAUCACUUUGGCAUUGUCUUCUUUGUUUAAUUUAAUUAGCUCAGACUAAUUAAAUGAAAUACUGAAAAUAAAGAAAACAUUGCAAUAGAACCAAUUGCAAGAAAAACCCCACGUUUUUUUUUAAAUACUCUGUAUCAAUGCAUAAUUAUUAUAAGUAGUUCUUUUAUUUGUGUAGUGGUAGUACUAGUAUAAUAUAUGUUUUGUAGUCCUCCAUGUCCCGAAUCUAUCUUGUGUUUCACCAAUUUGGAGAACACAUCUUUACAGCCUUCUGCAACAAUUUCCUGUCUUGUUUUCACAACUUGGGUAGUUCUUCCUAUCUGUGGCAUGUGGCCUGUUGCCACAUAGUAGAAAUAGAUCACUGUGAAUGUUGCUAAGCCUAUUUCUUUAGAACACAGCCCUCAUUUAUCGAGUUCAUGGUUUCAUGAGUUGACGGUUGAGUCUCUGCUGGUGUAGAUGCCCUGGAUUGAGCCACAAAAUUGAGGGAGAGAGAAAGAGUGUGGACAAGACCAAAAAGGGAACUUUAUAUUGUUUUUAGCACCCUUGUUUGGUGAAAGCGGAUAAAAAUUCUUCAGCUGUGUGCCCGCCUUGAAGCUCUUCCUGUGUUGAGGGGUGUGGUGCAGAGUGGUGUGUGUGUGUAUGUGGGGAGUCUCUGGAGAGGCAGGAGAGUGCCCAUCGGUCUGAGUCCUCCCUCUGUCCACCGUUGCACCAUGACCACUGCAGUCCAGCCCAACGAGCUCGUCUUCGAGUUUGCCAGCAAUGGCAUGGAUGAAAUCAAUCAGCUGGAUGACCCAUCUGUGUUUCCAGCGGUGAUCGUGGAGCAGGUGCCUGCUGCGGACCUCAUGCAGGUGUACUCAGGGCUGGAGGCUGAUGAGGUCACUAAUGGCAUCAUGGUGGACACCAUGCAGGAUGUAGUGGAGGAGAACAUUAUGGUGGGAGAUGUAGGGCUGUCUGUAGAGACUCCAGUCUCUGGAGGAGAAGAUAAUGUAGAGACCAUAGAGGCAGCUGAGGCUUUGCUGAAUAUGGAGUCUCCCAACAACAUCCUGGACGAGAAACGCAUGAUUCACACGUAUGGAGCUCUGCUGGAACCAGACCUGCCCUACAUAUCUUUGCGGCCGGAGCAACUUUCUGCUGACUGCAUGGACGUCUCUCUGGAUGAAGAAACAUCAUCUAUGGAUGAGAUUCCUCAGAAGAGUCCAUCUAAACCACCUAGGAAAAAUAAAGUGCGCAAACCUAGGGUGGUGCGCCCUUGUUCCCCUAUCACCAAUCCGUCUCUCCCUCUAAAGAAAAAGAGUAAAGAAGGAAAAGGUAACACAAUUUACCUGUGGGAGUUUUUGCUGGCUUUGCUGCAAGACAAAAACACCUGUCCCAAAUAUAUCAAGUGGACGCAGAGAGAGAAGGGUAUCUUUAAGCUAGUGGACUCAAAGGCUGUGUCCAAGCUGUGGGGAAAGCACAAGAACAAGCCUGAUAUGAACUAUGAGACCAUGGGAAGGGCUCUCAGGUAUUACUACCAGAGGGGCAUUCUGGCAAAAGUUGAAGGUCAGAGGCUUGUGUACCAGUUUAAGGAGAUGCCCACGGACCUGGUGGUCAUUGAUGAAGAUGAUGGGCAGUGUGGAGACUCCAGCCCUGGUUUUGGCGGCCAGCGCUCCAACUGCCACAGUCGUGUCAUGAGCCGCGGAGCAUCGCGCGCCCAGGGCAAAGGGUCCGGCCACACGCAAACCAAAGCAGUGAAGAAGGAGCCAGGAGCGAGUGUGCUCUACCAUAAUGCCAAAUGCAAACAAAGUGAGCAGCUGCUGCAGACUGUACAUGUGCUGCAGCCAAACCAGGGAGCUGCUGUUCCUGCUUCUGCACACACGCUGAGAACCAUUAACAUGCCUGCCACUGUUCCCAUGGUCCUUACAUCCGGAUCGCAAGGAGGAGCACCAGUCACAUUGCAAACGGUGCCCCUAACCUCUGUACUGGCCAACAGUGACUCUCUGAAUGGUCUGACCCGUGUGGUUACACUCAAUGCCAACGGGCAGCCUGUGGUAGCGCAGCAGCCUGGUACUGUCAUUGCCACCGUGCUGAAGCCUGGUGAGCUUCAGAAUCUGCAGGUAAAAGAGGAGAUCCUGGAGCCACAGUUCUUGCAGUCGCUGGUCAAUGGCAAUCCGUUCUGCAAGGAGGAGACUGAUGGAGAUUCAUCUGAGCUUGGCCAUAGGACUGUGAUUGUUGGUGUUGCUAGUCAGGGCAUGUGCCAGCUUGCUAACGGACACUCAGAGGCAGGGGCAGAGCUGGCAAGCAGCCCCAGUGAAGGUCUAACCCCAGUGGAAGAGCUGGAGGUGAAGAGUGAAAUUGCCGGAGCCAAAGAGUUGCUAGAAUGUCCACAAGUGCCUGUUGCUGUGCAAAUACCCACUUCCCAGUUCAUCCAGGUGAAAACAGAGCUCUCUGAGACCUAAAAAUUUACCAAGGUCAGGAGACCACAGACUGUGCUUAAAUAAUUCAGUGAAAGUCACCUGAGGACUGUUGUUUACUCACAAUAUUGUGAUACUGUGCCUAAAUUUGAAUAUUAAGGGAUAGUUAUAUAAAGCUCUACUGGCUGGCUCUGUGGCAUCACCUGCAAUCCAUUACGCCAUCCUGUAAUCAGAGACCAGCCGUUCACUGGACCAGGGAUUGUUCUGCCAUGUGCCAGUUUCUUAUUAUGUUUCAUCUCCUUGGACUUACCUGCAGUUUUUAAUAUACUCCCCCUAAAACAGAGCCAAACAGCACAGAGAAGUGUUGACAGACAGCUGCUAUGGAACGAAAAGAACCCAACAGAUAGUAGGUUCAAGAAUAUUUUCACUUAAGAGCGGUGAAGUGCUUGCCUGUGAUUUAUUGAUGACCAGAGUGAAAGAGUGCUUUCCGUAACUGGCACAAACGGUUCAAAUUAUUUUUUAUAUCUUAGAUUAGGUGCAAAAAUAUGCCAAUGGAAAAAUGUUGUUCUGGACUAACAGUCUCUGCCUACAAAACCACAUGGCUGAGACCAGGUUAUUUUCAAAUCAUAUUACAAACAUUCCUUAAGGAUUUGUUGUCUUACUAUGGAAAUGGGCAUUCCCUGUCAUAAGAGAAAGUUUAAUAAGACAUUCCUUUAUAUAUUUACUGAAUACAGAGACAGUACAAUGACAAAUUCAUUAAUCAUCUGCUUCAGAAGCAGAGUAUUUCUCCAUUAUUCCUUAAUCAAUGUUUAUAGAAAUCAAAUGCCAUGUAAGACAGGAUAUACAGUAUAUAAAUAUAUAUGAUAUACAAUUGAGAUUUGGUUUAUGGCCACACAUUUAUUUAUUUUGUGAAUUUCUAAAUUCUGUAUAAAAGGUUUAAUUUUUUAUUGUAAUAAAUAUUGGGAACAUGCAGUAUAUAUAUAAAGUUAUUUCAAUCUACAUGUUAGAUUUAUUGUAAGUUGUAUAUUUCAGUUCAAAGCAUUCCAUGUACUUGGCACCCCUUAUAUAUUUUGUGUAUUUCAAUAUAAGGGUAACAUUUUUACAUAUAUAGAGCUUUAUGAGAUUGAUCUCUGCCUUGUUAUCUACUGUGAUAUUUUUAAAGCCUUUAUUUUUACAGAUCUUAUUUGUUUCAGUUUCUACUCUUAAGCUGACAUACUCUUACUCCAUCAUAAUGAGACAACACAAAAUGGCCCUGUUUACACCUCGUCAUUGCAAAAGUCUUGACUAUCAGGAUUAUAUAUAUAUAAUAUCCUGAUAGUCUAUAUAUCUGAUAUAUAUAUAUAUAUACCGUAAAUGUGUCUGUCUCUCCUAGCCAUAUUAGACAGACAAAAUCCAACCGAACAGGUGAUGCACAUGCUGCAACUGUCUUAUUCAUAAAACCACUAAAAACAGAGACAACAAUGGUAGUUGGUGUACAAAAUGUAAUGAGCUGAUUUGCAUAUUAACAGGAAAUACAACUAUCAGGCUUCAGUCAAGCUAACCAGAGAUGCAUUUGGCUACGAGGUUAAAUACAUGGGAUUAAAAUCCUAUCAGGACACAAUCCAGACACAAUGCAUGAAACGACCAGGUGUAAAUGGGCUCACCCAUUCUCUUCCUUCUUGAAAAUUGUUUUGUUGCUUUUUUUUUUUUUUUUUUUACUUUUUUACUGUGUUUUAGAGUUAAGUCUGUGCCUAGUUAUAUGAAUUAAAUGUAUUUAUUUGUAGUAUUCUCACAUCUAAUGUAGUUUUAGAUGUAUGGCAUAAUUUACCAUUAAUAAUCUCUGAGACAGGUAAUAGCUGCAUCUCCCCUAGUAGAUAGUGUGCAUGUUGUAGCUAUAUUGAUCCUGGACUCAAUUUGUGCUAAAUUAGUGGAGUUGCAGUCAGGAGUGAUCUGAAGUGCAAUAUCUGCAAAGGCCUCGGGAAAAAAAAACAAUGCUCUGACAAUCAAGCCUACAAAUUAUGUGAUGCUGAUAUGAAAAUCAUUGACAGUAAUGUGAUGAUGAAAUUAUCUUACCUAAUACACUGUGCACUAUAGAAACAACUGCCUAAGAAUUGGCUUUGGGGUAAAUGUAUGCCAGCUCUCUGGGGUAAAUCCCUGCCUGUUUCUUAAUUUCACCUGCUUUUGGGGCUGUCCUGUUUUCUAUAUUUUCAAUGUAGUCUAGAUUUUUUUUACAAUAAAAAUGAGAUACAAUAAAAA